CGGUGGCAAAAGUUCACAUGAACUCGACAGGACGGCGUAAGGGUAGGGUGCUCUUGAGAUCCGUCAACACACUAGCCACUUGCCCUUUCCAAUUUCUUUUCCCAGCAUGGGGACCGAUCCCCCACCGCGCGAGAGAGCCUUACCAGAAAGAUCACCGCUGAUCACCCUUCAAUCAAACGGUCCCAGGCUUUGAUCAGCAGCAAAUAAUGCCAAUCCCAUCGAAGGUGCCGCAGGGUGCCAUAACGACAACAUUCCCCUACAUUUUCCCACUUUUCUCAGCGCUGGAAAAUGCUUCUUCCCCUUCAUUUCGCGACCGCGGCGGUGCGAGAGAGAGAGAGAGAAUACUGAGAUGAACUAACACUCUCUUGCACACUCGCUCCCUCUCUCACGCACACUCUCUCGGUGCGGGCUCCGGUGUGCCGGUUUUCGUGCAAGCGGAAGCAUACAUUCCGGCGCUGACCUCUGCGGUGGCGACAGUUGCGCUAACACACACGCUACUUCCGUCCCGGGGUGGCACAACGGCACAAUUUCCGUGCGUUUUAAAAUUGUGAAAGGUUUUAGUGUAAAGUGUGUGUAUGAUUUAGUAGUGAAUUACACGUGAAUUAGCACCAAAAGCACUAAAAUAGUAUAAAAUAUGUGACAGUCGUAAUCGAAUUUCACUCGCUCAGUGGAUAUCGCGUCUGUUUGUGUUGAAACAUUCCGGAAACAGCAAACACAACAACGCGGGCAAUAGUGCAGAUGAAAAAACCAACCUACCAAAACAAACAACUCUCGCUGUACGUUCAUCGCAUUCAGCACACGCUGGUGGAAAAAUGUCCCGCCGGAAGCAGGCCAAACCGAGAGCACUGAAGCAUGAUGGCGAUGAGGAGGUUGAUGCGCCCGGUGUGGCUACUACGAUCCGGCAGCACAAUGGUACAGUGAAAGGUACUUCAGCUGAGGAGGACAUGAAAGGUGACAGCAUGCUAGAGGACAUUACCGAUGAUGAUGAGCGUGCUGGUGAGGAGCAAGAUUUGGAGGAUACAAGUGAUGAUGAGCCUGAGAUGGAGGUGAAGCCUAAGGAUGCGAAAGAGGGAAGUGUUACCCGGUGCAAGGAUAUGAAAAGUGUGUGUGAGUUGGAAGUGAACCCGUGUGAAGGAAGGUCGAGUGUUGGCGCUAAUGUCGCUACUUCCAAUGACAUCCAAGAGGAGGAUGAGUUGUGCGCGGAUGUGGGGAAAAGUGACUAUGUUGGGAAUAGCAGCUCAGUUCAGGAGAAUCGUAAAGGUAAGAUUUUUUAUUUAAUUUCAUAUUGAACUUGAGCUGAAUUA
Messenger RNA from Anopheles coluzzii, 1304 nucleotides. RefSeq lists its product as uncharacterized. NCBI's taxonomy places the organism in Eukaryota, Metazoa, Arthropoda, Insecta, Diptera, Culicidae. The record is from RefSeq and is a predicted model, not a curated record. The transcript has 2 exons. Bases 813 to 1289 code for a protein of 158 amino acids.